AUGUCGGUCCAAGACAUGAUCGUGGUGAUAGGGAACAAGACUAUGUUAUGCAACGAUCCCCGCCGCAUACCAAACAAGAAUCUCUGGUUUCAUGGCAACCCUUUGGAAUCCCCUACAUCUCUUCUGUUGCUGCAGCUCUCUGCCAUUUCCAUAGUCUCGCAGCUAAUCGAUCUCUGCCUAAAGCCGCUCGGGCAGUCGACCAUUGUAUCACAGAUUUUUGCUGGUAUGGUAUUUGGGCCAUCCCUUCUAGGGCAUAAAAAGAUAAUGGCAUCAAGUUUGUUCCCGGCAAGAGGGAGCAUGGUGAUUGAAACAGUGGCAACGUACGGCCUCAUGUACUACCUGUUUUUAAUGGGAGUUCGGUCGGAUUCUACGAUGAUGAUGCGGCCAGGACGACAGGGCUUGAUCAUUGGAUUUUCAGUUUUCUUUUUCACAUUUGUACUCUGCGGUUUAGCAACCUUCAUUUUAGUGAAAUCGCUACCUAUGGAAGCCAGUAUAUCACACUCCAUCUUCUUUGUGGCCGGGGCACAGACUUUAACAGGAUUUCCGGUCAUCUCUUCCCUUCUCAGGGAGCUCAAGAUGCUAAACACCGACAUCGGCCACCUAGCACUCUCUUCAUCAAUGUUUUGUGAUGUACUUGGUAUUUCCAUGACAGCGGUUGCUUUGUCCAUAAUGGGACCCAAGACCAGCGGCCCACUAACACCGUUGUACUCAAUUUUAUCAUCGGUUGCACUUGUGGCUACCAUUGUAUAUGUCUUCCGGCCAGCAAUACUAUGGAUGUUAAACCGUGCACCAAAAGGGAGACCCAUGAACGAGAUGUUAAUUCUUAGCAUCUUUGUUUUGGUUCCCUUAACAGGGUUCAUGAGUGAAACCAUCGGCCAACAUUAUGUUUUCGGGCCAUUAAUUCUGGGUUUGGCUGUUCCAGACGGGCCGCCGCUCGGAGUUGCGUUGGUAACAAAACUUGAUACUUUUGCGUCCGGGUUGUUCUACCCGACCUACCUCGCAAUUAGCGGGCUGCGAACGAACAUCUUCAAGAUUCAUUUCCAGGGCCUAGGGGUGGUGGGCAUUGUUGUUUUCUUCUCUUGCUUGGUCAAGAUUGGCUCAGUUAUGGUUCCAGCCGUCUACAGUGAUGUUCCUGUACGAGAAGCUUUCGUGCUUGGGCUUAUUAUUAACGCCAGAGGCAUCGUGGAGCUUAUGGUUUUCAACUUGUGGAGGGACACCAUGGUUCUGACGGAUGAAGGAUUUGCUCUGUCGGUGAUCUCAGUGAUAAUGGUAACUGCAAUCAUAACGCCAUUGAUAAGAAUCCUCCACGAUCCUUCAAGGCAAUUCAUUGCAAUCAAGAGAAGUACCAUCCAACAUACGAAGCGCGAGGCAGACCUCCGAAUCUUAGUCUGCAUCCACAAUCAAGACAAUGUUUCUAUGAUCGUAAACCUCCUUGAAGUUUCCGGUGCUACCGAAGAGAGCAAGAUCGCAGUAAUCGCACUUAUCCUCGUUGAGCUUGUGGGUAGAAGCGUUCCGGUUCUUGUUGCCCAUCAACCUCAUUCAGCCCUUCCAACAAGCACAUCAUCGACAAGUCGAAUUAUCAACGCCUUAAGACAGUUCGAGAAUCAGAAUGAGGGCUUCGUCACCGUCGAACCCUUCACUUCCAUCUCACCCUUCGAAACAAUGCACAGUGACGUCUGUCGGGUAGCAGUGGACAAGAGAGCCACCAUGGUGAUUUUGCCAUUCCAUAAGCAAUGGGCCAUAGAUGGCUCCAUUGGGUCAGUUAACAGAGCAUUCCGGGGUAUGAACGUCAAGGUCCUCGAAUCCGCGCCGUGCUCUGUCGGAAUCCUCAUCGAUCGCGGCAUCCUAAGCGGCUCGAUAUCGCUUCUAACCGGUCGUCCGUUAUACCAUGUUGCUGUAAUCUACAUUGGCGGUGCAGAUGACGCAGAAUCACUAGCCUACGGUUCUCGCAUGGCCAAGGAAGAAAGCGUCGAUCUCACAGUCGUCCAGUUCCUCCUCUUCGGAGCCGAAAAUACUAAAGACAGGAAACGUGACAGUGACUUGAUUGAUGAAUACCGGCAUGCUAAUGCAGGAAAUGAACGAUUUGUGAUUAUAGAAGAGGUGGUAAGAGAUGGGUCAGAUCUUGCUUCAUCUAUAAAAGAGAUGGUAGAUUGCUUUGACUUGAUAGUAACAGGGAAGGACCACCCAGCAUCCUCUCUUCUUACAGGACUUGGUGCUUGGAGCGAGUGCCCGGAGCUCGGAAUCAUCGGCGAUAUGCUUGCUUCGCCAGACAUUGGCAGCACAGCAUCAGCGUUGGUGGUCCAACAACAAAGAUUAGGAGGCAAGUUAAUAAAUCGCACCACGCAGCCUGCGGUCGGUGAUAGAGACCAACUCAUUCACGAUGUCGCUUAUGAUGAACCAUCAAGAGGAUCCUGGUCUAUUUCAAUGGGAAGAAGCUAAAUAUAACGGUUGAGGUUCCAGAUUUUCCCUGUAAAUUAAGGAUAUAUACUUGUAA
Messenger RNA from Corylus avellana, 2494 nucleotides. RefSeq names its product cation/H(+) antiporter 15-like. Gene Ontology annotation, cellular component: membrane; endomembrane system. The record is from RefSeq and is a predicted model, not a curated record. Gene Ontology annotation, molecular function: antiporter activity. NCBI's taxonomy places the organism in Eukaryota, Viridiplantae, Streptophyta, Magnoliopsida, Fagales, Betulaceae. Gene Ontology annotation, biological process: regulation of pH; proton transmembrane transport.